AUGGAUGAAAUCUCAAGGGCUGAACCCGAAGCUUCUCCAACGGACAGAAGAAAACCACGAAUAUGCCGGUAUUGUAAGCGUCACUUCCGGCGGUAUGAACAUCUGGAAAGGCAUCUUCGAAUCCAUACCAAUGAAAAACCAUACAAAUGCACCUGCGGUUCUUCCUUCAGCCGGCGUGAUCUCCUGAAGCGGCAUGAAAACAUCUCCCACGCUCUAAUCAACCAACCAACGCAGCAACCAUCACCCGUAAUUGGCAAUGACAGUGAAGAUGCUCAAUCGCAAAGCAGCCAGAUUCAUUUAGAUCCAGGGAUAUACCCUUGGCAGCCUCUCAACUUUGGGAAUAUAACAACUGGAUCGGUCAUUCAGAACGAGCCACUUGCCGAUUACCAACUAGAAGGAAACCCUCUAUCUAGUGCCCAAGAUCUACUGGUCCUCCAAAGCUUGGAAAUGUUCAGUAACAACAUAGGACUGAACAACGAGUGGCACUUACCGUCUGAACCAAGCAUCACGCAAAUAUUUGCUAGAGACUUCAACAUGAAUGCUCUCCCAACCCCAUCAACCGCAUAUCCAUCUCGUGAACAGCCCUCGGGCCCAGACCAAACACUAAGCAAGCUUCCAACUGAAAGAGAAGCCGUCGCGGAAUUUGGAGUGCUGACAUUACCAAUCUUAACGGUCACAAACCUGCAUCGAGAAAGCCUUCUGGAGGCACUGACAAAAUCCCAAACCAGUAUAACAGAUAUCUCUUUGCCAUCCUGCCAUUCGCUCUCAAGAUUUGUCAACGGUUUUUUCGAUGGAUUUUACCCCCAUCUACCGGUAGUUCACAUCCCAACAUUCAAGAUUGAUGAAUGCGAACCAGAGAACCUCUUGGCCAUGUGUGCACUUGGGGCCGAGUUUCGACACGAGAAUAGAAAAGCAGUGCUGCUCUUUCGAGCUGCCAAGGAUGUGCUCCAACAGACGAUACGUGAACGAGAAAUGGUAGAAACCGAGAGAAAGUCGUAUACUAAAACUAGCGGGAAUACGACUCAUUCCACACACGAAACCCACGACUCUGACUUCGAGGUUCUGCAACAGAGGGCAGUUAUGCGUGAGGCACGUUGUACCUUCUUGCUCAUUGCGUUUGCAACCUGGCAGAAUGAGGAGAGCAUAGCUCGAGAAGCUUUUAAUCUCCAAAGCUCCUUGGCUAGAAAUGCUCUUCAUGCAUGGACUUCUCUAUGGCAACGAGCCCCGGAAUCGAGCCUGGACCCCCGGAAUCCUAAUGGCCCUGUUACGUUUACAUCAACUGCGCUAUUGGGUGUUGCAUAUGUACGACUUGGUCUCGAUUUAGGAUCAUAUAAAAUACUGCGAUAUCGAGACCCAAAGCAGAUUGCCAACCAGCUACUGCAGAUUCCACGCUUACCUGCUGGUCCUCAUCUCCUUCCGGCAAUAUUACAUGCAACACAUGCCCUCAGCAUACCGGUCAAGCUCGGGGUGAAUUUCGUCGCUCAAAGCCAUGCGUUUGUGUGGAAUGUCCAACACUCACUCUGUGCAUUGGAAUUUGCCGUAUUCCUCAGCAAGUGGUUAUUCUGUAUCACCGACUGCCAGACCAGAAGACAUCUUGAUGAGCAGGAGACACGCCUUGUGAGCUGGAUCAGCGAUAUUGUCGAGGAAGGACGAACAUCUGGAGAUGACGACUUUUGGUCAAGACCUUCACAGCCGUCUGACUGUGCCUACCUUGGGUUUGCUGUAGUCAAACUAUGGGCUCGCCUCAUACGAGGAAACGAAAAAUGGUCACUAAUAAGAGUAAUUGGUGACGGGCUUGAUAUAUAUGCCGAUACUUGUGAGCAGCGCUAUGCACAUGCACAGACAAGUCCAAUGCCUACAUAA
Messenger RNA from Penicillium hordei, 1863 nucleotides. Its product is annotated as C2H2-type zinc finger protein. The coding region runs from base 1 to 1863 and encodes 620 amino acids. Gene Ontology annotation, cellular component: chromatin. The transcript has 6 exons. Gene Ontology annotation, biological process: DNA-templated transcription; regulation of transcription by RNA polymerase II. NCBI's taxonomy places the organism in Eukaryota, Fungi, Ascomycota, Eurotiomycetes, Eurotiales, Aspergillaceae. The record is from RefSeq and is a predicted model, not a curated record. Gene Ontology annotation, molecular function: DNA-binding transcription factor activity, RNA polymerase II-specific; RNA polymerase II cis-regulatory region sequence-specific DNA binding; zinc ion binding.